GUCGGCAUAGGCUUGAGAUAGCACGGACACGAAGGUUGCGCCCGUGACCGCGCCCGCCCGCCCGCUGUGAGUCGCGAGCUCUCGUUUCUAGCGCAGUAUCGUACUGCGCUCUCUACUCCUCGGACCUAGACCUGUGGCUGUGACGUGAUGUGCCCGUGAGCUGAUCAUGUGCAGGCAAGUGUGUGUUGUGCGGGAGUGCGCGAGCGACGAGCGCCGCCGGGCCGCGCGCCCCUAGACAUGUGGACGCAGCUGAUGCCAUUGCUGGCGCUCGUCGCGCUGGCGGAUGGCGUUUCCUUCGCGCCUAACAAAGAACUGCUUGAAUGUGCAAGCCAGAUCCUGUAUAUGGACCAAUAUGCAUACCAGCUUCCAACAAACUACAGUAGAAACAUUCCACCUGGUAAAAAUACGACAGUUUAUAUUGGAGUGAACGUCAAUAGAGUUUCUGGAGUGGAUGAAAAUCGAGAGAUCACACUUGACGUUUUCCUGCAAGCAUCAUGGGAGGAGGCUAGAUUAAAAGUUCCCCCCGGUAUGCCUUUCAUCGAUCUACCCUGGGAAUUCCGACAACUAAUAUGGACUCCGGAUCUUUAUAUAUGGCAGCUACAAACUAUGAAAAUUCUCUCAGUGCUCCAAGAAAUGGCAUCAUUGAGACUAUAUGCUAAUCGCACUGUCUCAGUCAGUAUUGGUGCUACAAUUACAAUAAAAUGUGAAAUGAACUUUGUUUUGUAUCCAUUGGACGUGCAAAACUGCGCGAUAGACUUUAGCAGCUAUAAGUACACAAAAGAAGAUGUGCGGUUCGAAUGGCGUGAAGUGGCGCCGUGGUUCGGGCUGGCCGGCGAACAACGCCGAGAGUUUCGUCUGCCAAAAUACGUGGUCACAUUUGUUACCGACAAAAGUAAUCAUAUUCGCAAUUUUGGUGAAGGUGAACAUUCAGCGGCGCGAUUGCAAAUAAAACUUUCGCGUGAACUGAGAGGGUAUCUUCUAGAGAGCUACCUACCAUCGUCCUUAUUUGUCAUCAUCUCCUGGGGAAGCUUCUGCGUUAUCCCGGAAAUUGUUCCGGGUCGUAUGGUGCUGCUUGUCACGACAUUACUGUCACUUAUUACUAUGUUUGACACUGUCAGCACUAACUCACCGGACGCGUUAGAGCUAAAGUGUAUCGAGGUUUGGCUGAUCUCAUGCACUAUAUUCGUAUUCCUGGCACUGCUGGAGUACUUCGUGGUGUUAUUCGGCAUCCGAUAUGACAAAAGUUGGAGCCGACGACGGCAAGACCUACGACGGGCCGCCUCUGCCGCGCAGCUGGCGCCGCCUCUGCAUAUUAACCAUUCUCAAAAUUUGCAGAGAUUAGGCACACCCGUCACAGGCACGCCUCAAGGUGGAGUAUUUUCACCGCAACUUAGUGUAGAAGAUGAAGGAUUAAAGCAACAGUUCUCUCACCAGACCAUACAACGGGACUCGCCAAUACUGGAGACAAUGACAGCUGGUGAUUCUUCGGGCAGUUUCUUGGUGAGACUUGCUGCCAUGGUCGACCGCGGCGUCAUGUUCUGUGGCGCCCAACACGGGGCACUUGACAAAUUCGCCCUAAUGAUUUUUCCUAUAUGCUUUAUACUCUUUACAAUUAUUUAUUGGACGACAUAUAUCAGUGAAGCAUAUCGGGCUAUGCACGAGUGAUCUAACUGUGAACUUCUGCCGUGCCUUUAAUCAUAGUUGUAGAUACUAGAUAUUCAGCUAGUUGUUUUAAAUUUAUUACAACUUAAAUGAUAUUAAACAGUUAGGAUUUAAGAUAUGAGUUUCAUAAAAUAGUCACUGUUAUAUAUUUUAAAGUUUAAUUAGAAUGUUAUGAUUUGCUAGUGUUAAUGUUGAAGUUAAUUAUUAUUUAAUUUUAUUGUGUAAAUAUUUGGACAAGAAUAUUUUUAAUGUAUAAAUUAUUAUUUCUAAGCUGUGAAUAAAUUUUAGGCCCACUUCAUGUACGUAGAGUCGAAUUCACCAAUAGCUAAUAAGUACCCAACAGUGGGUAAUCUACUAUUUUAAAGUCGGAUGAUAUACAUUUUCUUAAUUUCACGAAUUUCAUAUGCAUAUUAUUGAUCAAUUCUAUGCCUGACUAUAACUUCGUUCUUUUUCAUCGAUUUAUAUUCAAUAAGAAAAGCAUCUAAAUGAGGCAAACUUAUUUUAUUAGGCGUUGAUACAACCCAUCAAAAACAUAUCAUCCAUACUUGAAUAUAAACAUCUGUUUUAAAUAAUCUAUUCAAAGUUAUAAAACAAAAGUAAAUAUUGGAAUUAAGACUUACUUUUUAAAGUUAAAAUGCGACACAAGUAACACAAGAAACACGAAAUACAAUUAACUCAAAUAGAGUAAUGUACACAAGUUAUUAAUUGCAUACAUUUAGAUAUACAUAUUUUUCGCAUAGAUUUUAUUUCACUGGUAUGUCUUAAAUCCGUCCUGACAUUUUCAGAAGUCGAACGUCUAUUUAAUUAUAUUUAUCAUCAGUAAGUAAUAAGAAAGACGCGUGGUUUAGUAAAUUUGGAAACAAAAUAUUGUACUUAGAAGUUUUUUUGUGCAAACAACAUUAUUGCAGCUCGUCAGUGCCUACUUUUAAUAUUAAGUAGACUCGUAGAUUUGCAUGCAACAAGCUGUUUGUACUUUUCCUUUGCAAAAUUGGACCGUAGUUGAAAAACGUUGGGACCACUAGAGCUCAGUAGGAAACAGUAAGUUGCAUGUCACGCCUUAUUACUGUGCCUUUUGAUACGUAUCAUAAGAUAAAUAAAAGGUUUUUGUGAUUAGGUCAGGUUAUAAAAUGUUGAGAUAAUUUUGUUGGAUUCUGAAGGUAAGCUCGUCUAAAAUUAACACGCAUUAAAAAAUGAAAUGUCAUAACCAUAAGUACAUAUUUCAACAGACAAUAAAAAAAUCCGAAUUAAUCUGAUUUUUUUCGUACGAUAAGCAUGACGUUAAGAUCGCUCAUUUUACAACAAUAAAUAUUUUCGUUAUGAAAAACAUGAAUGUUAUGUAAAAAUAUUUCACAUUUUAUAUAUAAAAAGUUUAAAGAAGUUUAUGUAAUCUCAUUUAGUUCUACCACAUGACCUUUGAAUUGAAAUGAUCUCUAAUAAUCUAGAUUUUAGUAAACAAACUUCAUCGACACGAGCAGAAUCCGAUCCUGUCCUUCCUAAACACAACCACAUGACACCUUUAGACUAAGAUUCAUACUGUAUCUACGAAGCAAACAUGGACUUCGUAUUAAAAAUGAAAAUAAGUUGUAAAUUCCUUCAUCAAUAAAGAAAAGAUAUAUUAAAAGGCAACAUGAUAUCUACUUGGAAAUUAAAAAAACAAUUCCGAGACUUUAUAACAAUCAGGAUUUAAAAAUUAAGAACUGUCAGAACAUUUGACACAUUUGAUUUGACAUUUUAAACAUGUUUGUAGCUUCACUAUCAAAUAGAUACCACCUUGUGCAACGCUUGAAAAAGUGUUCAUAGCAUUGUCUACUAGUUUAUAAGAUUACAUACUAAGAUUUUUAAAAUUUCUAUUUAUUUAUGUAAUAAAUAAAAUAAUUUAUAUAAUAUAAUGUUUAUUGUGGUUUAAGAAAAUAUUUUAUUUUACAUUUUGUACUAUUUAAUGAAAAUAUUUCAACAAAUCUAUUUCUUUUGUCACCGCUAACGCGGGGAAGCCGUUACAAUUUACUGAUAUCUAAAUAGCAAUUUUCGUAAACACUAGGGUCUUUAUCCAUAUUAAUGAAUGUAUGUUUUUGUUUUUAAUUAUCUGAUUAUCAUCUGUAUAUGUAACAGAGAAAGGCGAACGAAAAAAUUAAAAACCGGUGAAGGUUAAAUGUAAUUCUAGUCAUUUAUGUAACUUGGAAUAAAAUAGAAAUAAGUCUCUGUAAUUAUCUUUGCUUUACUUGCUGCCCCUGACACAUGUUAAAGCACAAAUAAUUUUAUGCACAAAAAUCAUUUAAAAAUUGUCACAUUAAAUAAUCAUUUCCAACACUUGUAUGAUGUUUAGUCAUCGAAAAGGAACUAUAUAUCACAUGUUGAUUAACAUAUCAUUAUAUAUUAUUAUCAUACAUAUCUAUCGUUGAAUGAAUGGUGCCUUCAAAUUGCCUUUUAAAAUUAUUAUAAAAUCGACGGCUAUAGACCUUAAAAGUGUUUCAGAACGAAAUAUUGCUAACUGUUGUAUGACAGUGUAAGAUUAUAUUGUUAAACUUAGGACAAUACAUGUAAAUAGUUGAAAUAAAAGACAUUAUUUUAAAUUA
This is a messenger RNA of Danaus plexippus (monarch butterfly), 4235 nucleotides long. Its product is annotated as glycine receptor subunit alpha-4-like. Gene Ontology annotation, molecular function: transmembrane signaling receptor activity; neurotransmitter receptor activity; extracellular ligand-gated monoatomic ion channel activity. The transcript has 10 exons. Bases 238 to 1665 code for a protein of 475 amino acids. Gene Ontology annotation, cellular component: membrane; synapse; neuron projection. The record is from RefSeq and is a predicted model, not a curated record. Lineage: Eukaryota; Metazoa; Arthropoda; Insecta; Lepidoptera; Nymphalidae. Gene Ontology annotation, biological process: chloride transmembrane transport; signal transduction; chemical synaptic transmission.